Musa acuminata AAA Group (dessert banana) is the source of this 1495-nucleotide messenger RNA. Its product is annotated as histone deacetylase 8. Lineage: Eukaryota; Viridiplantae; Streptophyta; Magnoliopsida; Zingiberales; Musaceae. The transcript is spliced from 4 exons. Gene Ontology annotation, molecular function: histone deacetylase activity. The coding region runs from base 74 to 1234 and encodes 386 amino acids. The record is from RefSeq and is a predicted model, not a curated record.
UUACUUACGGAGGAGAGCGAACCGGGUCGAGUCGGCAAACCACAGAUUCCGGUCCCCUGCACGAAUCUGCGGCAUGGAUCCGCAGCCGCCGUCCCCGCCACUCACCGCGGCGCUCCCCUGCGAUGUGAUCCACGUGUUCUGGCACGAGGGUAUGCUCGACCACGACGCCGGCGCCGGAGUCUUCGACACCGGCUUCGAUCCAGGGUUCCUCGAGGUCCUCGAUAAGCACCCGGAGAACGCGGACCGGGUGCGGAACAUGGUCUCCAUACUUCGCAAGGGGCCCCUUGCCCCCUUCGUCUCGUGGCACCCUGGCCGCCCUGCCCACCUUUCCGAGCUCUUUUCUUUCCACACUGCCGAGUAUGUGGAGGAACUAGUACAAGCUAAUGUAGCUGGGCAUAGAGAGCUCUGUCCUGGCACUUUUAUGAACCCUGGAUCUUGGGGUGCUGCCCUUUUAGCCGCGGGAACCACACUAUCAGCAAUGAAAUAUAUAUUAGAUGGAAAUGGGAAGCUUGCUUAUGCUCUAGUGCGGCCACCAGGUCAUCAUGCACAGCCUUGUAGAGCUGAUGGUUAUUGCUUCUUAAACAAUGCUGGACUUGCAGUACAACUUGCUCUAGAUUCUGGCUGCAGAAAGGCUGCAGUAAUUGAUAUUGAUGUGCAUCAUGGAAAUGGUACAGCUGAAGGGUUUUAUUGCUCAGAUAAUGUUCUGACAAUCUCUCUUCACAUGAAUCAUGGCUCUUGGGGACCAUCACAUCCGCAGAAUGGUUCCAUUGACGAAGUAGGGGAGGGCAGUGGGUUUGGCUACAAUCUUAAUAUACCCUUACCCAAUGGGACAGGGGACGAGGGGUAUGCUUAUGCUAUGAAUCAACUGGUUGUUCCAGCAAUUCAGAAGUUUGAACCAGGCCUUAUUGUUCUGGUUGUUGGGCAAGACUCUAGUGCGUUUGAUCCAAAUGGAAGGCAAUGCCUCACAAUGGCAGGUUAUAAGAAGAUUGGCGAAGUAGUGCGCAAGCUGGCCGACAUGCACUCUGAGGGACGCAUAUUAGUUGUUCAGGAAGGAGGUUACCAUGUGACAUACUCAGCUUACUGUCUCCAUGCAACUCUUGAAGGAGUACUCAAUCUUCCAGCCCCCCUGCUUUCAGACCCCAUUGCUUAUUACCCUGAGGACAAGGCCUUCACUGUCAAAGUUGUAGAUUCUAUCAAGCAGUACUGGAAAGAAUGUAUACCCUUUUUGGGUUAAUAUUAUGGAGGAUCCAUAUUUGUGGUAGACAAAGUCAGAAGAUUAGUAGGAUGAAGAUAGCUGCUGUCAAUUGUGUGCAAGGGAUUUAGAUGAAAUUUCACUUGAAGAAGACACUGGUACAUUAUCCAUGUAAAAGCUUUUCUUCCUUGGUGGAUGAGUUCCUCACUCCUUGUGACAUGUAUCUCUCCACGGGUUGGGAUGACUCCAUUGUCAUUUCUGAUAUCGAUAUUAAUGGCAGUGAUCUGAUAAUAUUAUUGUUGU